CCGCCGCUCCCGGCUGCGGGGCUCGGAGGCAGCGGGGGCCGUGCCCCAGCCAUGGCCGGGCGCGGAGCGGGGUUGCGGAGCUGCGGCCGCGCCGCCCGGCUCCUCCUGCUCUUCCUCAGCUGGCUCUGCGCGCCCCUGCUCGCCCAGCCCGGAGCUCCGCAGGCGGGUGUGUCUGAACCUUCUUUCAUCGCUAAAAGUGAAGAUCGUUUGUUCAAGCAUUUAUUUGAAGACUAUCAGAGGUGGGUUCGUCCAGUGGAGCGCUUGAACGACACAAUAAAAAUCAAGUUUGGCCUUGCAAUCUCCCAGCUGGUAGAUGUGGAUGAGAAAAAUCAGCUGAUGACGACAAAUGUGUGGUUGAAACAGGAAUGGAUAGACGUGAAACUAAGGUGGAAUCCCGAAGACUAUGCCGGAAUAACAUCUAUCCGUGUCCCCUCAGAUUCCAUCUGGAUUCCAGACAUUGUGCUCUAUGACAAUGCAGAUGGACGUUUUGAGGGAACAUCCACAAAAACCGUGGUUAAAUACGACGGCACCAUUGCUUGGACUCCACCAGCCAACUAUAAAAGUUCUUGUACCAUCGAUGUGACCUUCUUCCCCUUCGACCUCCAGAACUGCUCCAUGAAGUUUGGGUCCUGGACUUACGACGGCUCGCAGGUCGAUCUGAUCCUCGAAGAUUACGAUGUUGACAAAAGAGAUUUCUUUGAUAACGGAGAAUGGGAAAUAGUGACUGCAACGGGGAGCAAGGGAAACAGGACUGAUGGGUGCUGCUGGUAUCCUUUUGUGACGUAUUCAUUCAUAAUUAGGCGUUUGCCCCUUUUCUACACCUUGUUUCUCAUUAUCCCCUGUAUCGGGCUGUCAUUUCUCACCGUCCUUGUCUUCUACCUGCCUUCGAACGAAGGCGAAAAAAUUUCGCUUUGCACCUCAGUCCUGGUCUCUUUGACUGUUUUCCUGCUUGUCAUCGAAGAAAUUAUUCCCUCAUCUUCCAAAGUUAUCCCACUCAUCGGAGAGUACUUGGUGUUCACUAUGAUAUUCGUGACCUUGUCCAUUGUGAUAACUGUCUUUGCCAUCAACAUCCACCACCGCUCCUCGUCCACGCACAACGCGAUGGCACCGUGGGUUCGCAAGAUCUUUCUUCACAAGCUGCCCAAGCUGCUCUGCAUGAGAAGUCAUGUGGACAGGUACUUCGCCCAGAAGGAGGAAACGGGGAAGAUGAGUGGCUCGGAAUCGUCGAGGAACACCUUGGAAGCAGCCCUGGAUUCCAUCCGCUACAUCACGAGGCACGUGAUGAAGGAGAAUGAAGUUCGGGAGGUGGUUGAAGACUGGAAAUACAUCGCUCAGGUGCUCGACCGAAUGUUCCUGUGGGCUUUCCUUCUGGUUUCAAUCGUUGGGUCACUUGUCUUGUUUAUUCCUGUUAUUCACAAGUGGGCAAGUAUAAUAGUACCUACACAUAUAGGCAGUGCAAAUGCCUGAAAUAUUUUUGGGGCUGAAAUAUUUUCCUGCUGAUGUGGCUCCCAAGAGUUGGGCAGGAGCUCUGUUUCCAUGCACGUUCUUUGUAGGCAUGUUUGUGAUAGAGCGAAAAAAAAACAAA
Myiozetetes cayanensis is the source of this 1585-nucleotide messenger RNA. RefSeq names its product cholinergic receptor nicotinic alpha 5 subunit (gene CHRNA5). The transcript is spliced from 6 exons. Lineage: Eukaryota; Metazoa; Chordata; Aves; Passeriformes; Tyrannidae. Gene Ontology annotation, biological process: chemical synaptic transmission; signal transduction; nervous system process. The record is from RefSeq and is a predicted model, not a curated record. The coding region runs from base 52 to 1467 and encodes 471 amino acids. Gene Ontology annotation, molecular function: acetylcholine-gated monoatomic cation-selective channel activity; transmembrane signaling receptor activity. Gene Ontology annotation, cellular component: postsynaptic membrane; neuron projection; synapse.